Acomys russatus (golden spiny mouse) is the source of this 694-nucleotide messenger RNA. Its product is annotated as small nuclear ribonucleoprotein F-like. Bases 1 to 489 code for a protein of 162 amino acids. NCBI's taxonomy places the organism in Eukaryota, Metazoa, Chordata, Mammalia, Rodentia, Muridae. The transcript has 2 exons. Gene Ontology annotation, biological process: mRNA splicing, via spliceosome; spliceosomal snRNP assembly. Gene Ontology annotation, molecular function: RNA binding. The record is from RefSeq and is a predicted model, not a curated record. Gene Ontology annotation, cellular component: catalytic step 2 spliceosome; U1 snRNP.
AUGAAGCAAGCAGAGCCCACGGGCACUGCCAUCAGACGAUUUUAUGUGGGCCACAGCAGUGAACUAGCCCUUUGUGUCAGCUGUUUCAGUCAUGAGGGGCAGGCGACAACUGGGUCGGCAGCUAGUGGGGUUAACAGCUCCUGGGUAUUGACUGUGAGUUUAACUCUCAGUCACAAGCCUUUUCUCCAGGGACUGACAGAAAGGCCAGUGAUGUUGACGCUUGAGUGGGAAAUGGGAUAUGAGGCCUAUCUGGUCUUUGUAAAUGGCUACAGGAAUAUGCAGCUUGCAAAUACAGGAGAAUGCAUAGACGGGGCGUUGUCUGGGCAUCCGGGUGAAGUUCUAAUAAGGUGUAAUAAUGUUCUUUGUAUCAGAGGUAUUGAAGAAGAGGAGGAAGAUGAGGGGAUUCACGUAUAUUUCUAUACAAUAAAGUUUUCUCUAAUCUGCUUUGUGUUGUUGAUUGAAAACAUCCCUUUUCAGGAUGGAGAUUGAACUUGGAGAUGAAUAUCUCCCCUAAACAUGGAGCUUUUCAUGGGAUAGAGAAGACUUGGUCCUGAAAAAUCUAAGUUGCAUCAAGUUUUUCUUAAACUACCCAUGCAUAUGUACACACAUACAUGUUGGCAUAUAGAUCAAAUCAUGUCGUGAUGUAAUGACUUUGGCAAUGAUAGUUUAUAUUUUGUGACCACUGGAGUCAGUU